Stylophora pistillata is the source of this 648-nucleotide messenger RNA. Its product is annotated as queuine tRNA-ribosyltransferase-like. Lineage: Eukaryota; Metazoa; Cnidaria; Anthozoa; Scleractinia; Pocilloporidae. The record is from RefSeq and is a predicted model, not a curated record.
AUGAGUCACCGCUGGGCUUUACGAUCCUUAGAAGAAUUCAAUCGUACAGAUAAUCAUACUCAAGCGCUUUAUGGCAUUAUCCAAGGCGGUAUUCAUCAAGAUCUACGCGAAAUGAGUACGGAUUUCGUCAAUACACAUGAUUUCUUCGGCCACGCUAUCGGAGGGUCCUUAGGAGCAGACAAGUCACAAAUGGAUGAUGUUGUGGCCUUUACAGCAGAAAAACUCUCAACAGAUCGUCCUAUUCAUCUUUUAGGAAUUGGCGGUAUUCGAGAUAUUUUUGCAGGCGUCAAACAAGGAAUUGAUACUUUUGAUUGUGUUCAUCCCACACGUCUUGCACGACAUGGUGGCGCACUAAUUAAACCUCACGAAUGGGAAGGGUUGUCUCCACAUCCUAAAGAACAUCUUAACCUGCGCAAUGCGCAUUUUGCCUUAGAUAAACGCCCUAUUUCCCAAGAUUGUCCUUGUGAAACCUGUGCCAACUUUUCCCGUGGCUACUUACAUCACCUAUUAAAGGCCAAAGAGCUCCUCGCCCUUCAGGCAAUCUCUCUGCACAACAUCGCCUUCAUGAACCAGCUUAUGUCUGCUAUCAGACAGGCGUUAAAGGAAGAACGAUUAGACGCGGAACAAAAAAAUUGGAUCACCUGUUAA